Molecule: messenger RNA, 644 nt
Organism: Dentiscutata heterogama
Lineage: Eukaryota; Fungi; Glomeromycota; Glomeromycetes; Diversisporales; Gigasporaceae
Source: the annotation of a GenBank genome assembly
AUGGCUGGGAAGUUAAGUUAUUGAAAUGGCAACAACACAGCCUUAACCAAUUAGAUCACGGAAUUCAGUACCCAUCAAAGCGGAACAUACACUGUAUUCUUGUUGCUUCUUCAAUCUUUUAUUUUAAAAAAGAAAACGAGCAGGUAUAUAAUGGCUUCCUAACAGCAGAUGAGAUUGCCGAUAUUCAAUCACGCGUAAUCUCAGAGUUCAAGAUGAUAGAAAUUCCAAAUGGAGUAAAGGAAUUUGUGCGAGAAAAUAAAAAGGAUUAUCAACAAGAUAGUCUGGAAGAGAUUGAAAGAUUUCUAAAGCAAUAUGUCGGGAACCAAUUCAGGGAUAGGUUACUAAACAGAGCAUUUUUUAGACUUUUGGAAGAAUGUGUACUGUUGGAUCCCUCAACAGACACGAAUGAAUUGACGGAGGGAACGUACAUGAUGGAUUACAUAGCACCGAUGUUUAAUAGAACAAUACAUUAUUUUAAUUAUACAACCACACAUUCAUGGAUUGAUGUGGCAUCUAAUGCAUCUAAAUUACGUCGAGGCCAUCGUGGUCGAAUACCAGAUUACAAGCUGAAUAAUAAAAAUGGAACUCGUUCAGCUGUAUUUGGUGAAGUAACCAGCCCAAAACGUCAAAAUGAAGAACCUAAA